Molecule: messenger RNA, 3880 nt
Organism: Mercenaria mercenaria
Lineage: Eukaryota; Metazoa; Mollusca; Bivalvia; Venerida; Veneridae
Exons: 2
Coding region: 154-1278 (374 amino acids)
Source: RefSeq, a predicted model, not a curated record
GCACUCCCCUGCCACCUUAUGCAAACAUAGUACGCCCACGUAUUUGAUAUGAGUAAAGAUCAGUGUUAGCUGGAUGUAGAAUUCACCGGUUAAUGCAUUACUUUUGUAGAUAUCUACUGUGAUUUGAAUUGUGACGGAGAUAAAAGAGCCAAGAUGUCCUUCCUGUGGAAUGCACUUGACUACAUACCAGUAGUCGGCGCUGUAAAGAAUGCAGGAGAAGCAGUGGUAGCAUUAGCAGAAGGUGACUUUAGAAGAGCAGCUUCUAAAACGGCUGAAGCCACCAUAGGGGGCGCUUUAGAUUAUAUGACUCUAGGUGCAGGUAAAAUGUUGGCGACCGCUGUUGUCAAGGAAUCGGGGAAAGCGGCUACAAAGGGAAUGGCAAAGAUAGCAGCGAAAAAGACAGCUGUCAAAAUUGGUUCUGUUGCCACAGCGGCGGCAGUCAGGGUAUUAAGGAAGCGCGACCGGUCGCCUUCACCUUUCCAGUUUCGUGGUGGGGGUAGCAGUACCGACGGUAGCAGCUUUCAACAAAAUCGAAGUCAGAAAAGGCAGAGAAGUAAUUCUGGAGAUAGAAGUGACCAAACAACGGCUGGUGGCAGUGGGCAAAACCCUAAUGACAAUGAUGAAAACAAACGUGCACCUGGGCGUGGGUAUCAUAUUUUAAACAAUGACGUUGUAAAGCUAUUCAGAAAAAUUAUUAACAAAUUCAUAAAAAAAUAUGGUUUCUCUUAUUUGAAGCUUGAAAGUGCAGGCUCUAUAAGAAGUGAUUCUCAAAUUUAUGAAGAUUAUAAUAACCCCUUGCCACAGAGAAUACUUGAUGCCAUUGAAAAUGAAUUAGUUGUACGAACAGCAACUAUCUUAAAUGACCCAAAUGACGCUGUUUAUGGAGACUACAGACAGAGAUUGGAAGAUGCAUUUCUUGAAUACAUGUCAGCUCUUUACGAUCUCAUUAACGAGGAAUAUGACCAGGAUUAUAUAGAAGAUCUUGUAAACAACGCGAGAAACAACGUGAUCUCGUUGGUUGACGAGAUCGUAUCCGGUGACAUCUUCGUUGAUCAAACUACACUUUCGUACUGGUACUCGGAAGAUGUUGAUAUACAUUUCCCUUCCGACAACUCACGGAGACGCCAAAGGGAAGUAAGAAAGAAAAGAUUUGAAGAAGCGAAACAAGCAGUGAAAGAAAUGCUUGCAGGAAUGGUGGAUAAAGCGGAAGUGUGGGUACGAGAAACUCUCGAAGCAAUAGAAAACUAUUGCAAUAAUCUCAAACGAAAUCAGAAUUAACUGCAAGCACCAAAUUUAUUUUUUUUUUUCACAGAAAAAAAAUAGAUUAGUAGAAUCUCUGUUGAAAAGGAGACGUGAUAGACCGAAGUAAAAAAGAACGAAAAUGACGCUGUCAAUGUGCUUAUAACUGGUGUUAUGUUUGGUUGAACAUUUUUUGACGUUCAUUUUGUAAUUUUCAGUUAAAUGCUGAUUUGCCAUGUAUAUAGUAUAUGUACGUGCAUGUGUAAAUUUAUACCUGCAUGCGGAAUUACAAGUAGUACACAUAUAUGUACACACGCGCACAUAUUAGCGGCGCAGGGCAUUUUGAAAUAAGCAUUCUGUAAAUAGAAUUAAAAUCAUCUAAUGUGGUUCUUUUCUAUAGCAGAGCUGAACAUCGAACGGGGUAGGGGGUUCUACAACAGUUAUUGGGGUGGUGGUAGGGGUAGUUGCAUGAAAAUUGCUGUAUAUUUUUACACAAGAAGGAAACGCUUUUUGACCUAGUAGCGCCUGAAAACAACACCUGCCUAUGUAACAUGCUAUACGACCGUACAUAGCUCUUUAUGUAAAGUUUAUAUAAAAUUAAACGGGAUUUUAAUUGUAUUUAUUAGACAGCAAAAUUAUUAUUUAUAUUUAUUUAGACAUACCAAUUUACUUGCUAGACAGAAACAUAUUAACCUUUAUUACUGUAAAGAUGAAGAUGAAAGUUUUGACUUUUCACUCAGCGUUGCAAAAGACACUGAGUAAAGACAUUGAACUCUAUUUUCGCCAUUGAACACUGUUUUUGGCGAAAAGAAUGUUUUUGUUUUUUCUCAGCGGUAAACGAUUACUUCCGAUUUCGCUUCCGAUGAUAUAUUUACAUAAAAUGUUUGAAAGUAGAAGAAAACAUUUCAGUAUUUGUUACCUAAAAGUAAUAAUUUUCCUUUGUUUGAUCUAAUGAUAUUGAAGACUAGAUAAAUGUAUUAUCUUUUCAACAAAUACGCAAUCCCUAUACAUAGUUAUUAAUGUUGUCUAUAUAUGAGAUACCGACUUUAAAUAAAAUGUGUAUCUUGUAUCUAUCUUUUAUCCCAUAAUUCCCUUGGCCGAUUGCACUAAAAGAUCGGUUAAAAGCCAUACCUUACAUAGCUGCGCUGAAAAGAGCGGACGUAGUGGUCCAGAGCUAACACUGUCUGAAUACAAAACAGGGAUCGUGAGUUCGAGACCCCGCUCCUCCAACUAAAAACUACUAACACUGGGAUAAGAGUCUUGUGUAUGGGUGCUUUACAACGAUCACGCUAAAGAACCAGGGAAGCUUCAGGAAUUGGAGCGUCUUCUGUAUCUUGCAUUACCCCCACCCCCCCUCCACACACACACACACUAACAUUAGUAACAGUCUUCUGGAGGAGCCGCUCAUAUUGGUUACCGAUGGCAACUUAAAAUAAGCUUACAAACAAACAAACAGCUGCGCUGAAUUCGAAGAAAAAUGCAUUUGUUUGGACUCUUUACACGCGUUCUUUAUCCUUAUAUAUAAAAAGUCGAGCAAAGAGUAAUCGUCUAUCUCCGUUGAGAAAGAAGGUUUAAGAUUCAAAGACUAAUAUCUAAGUCACCAUUGGUUCAUUUUUCAUAAAUUAAAAUUAAAAAUUAAAAUCUGCGGAAUGUUUGUCCGUGAAUAUAUAACGAAAAUCCAAGACGUUGAAUUUUAUAAAACUGUCCUAUUUUCUCUGAAUAGAUAAUGUAAACACUACUCUUUAUCAGUUGAUGGAUUAAUCUAUUAAUACUGUGUCAACCUAAAUUCACUGAAAUUGGUUCAAUACUUAAAUAUUUGAACGAUGAACUGUGGUAAAUUAGGCGAUAAACCAUAAUAAGGGCCUCGAUUGUUUUCAUUCUUACUUGCUCUUUGAAAUACUUUGAUAAAAAGUUUUGCUGGGCUUCAUUUAUCCCAAUUAUAAUAAACUAAACGUCAUGCGGUAAUUUUACAUCACAGUUGACGUCUAAAUGCUGUGUUACCUGUCAGCGCACGAACCGUUGUUUAUCGUAGAUUCUAACACGACCAGCAAAUAACCUACAUACAUGUAGAGCCAAAUCAAUCUCGGGUUAUUCUGCGAUGAACCACUCGCGUGCAAUGACGUCAUCCGAUCCAGGUGCGUAGCACGGUCGUAAAAAGUAGUUACCCAUUUUUUAACACUGUUUAUACUAGUAUGUUGUGUUAGAAUCGAAAUAAUAAGUUCCCAAAUGUGAUUUAUUGUAGAAUAACCCAAGUGUUUCAUUUUUAUGCAAAACAAUAUAUCACUCGAGCAGGCCUACGGCCUUCGUGAUAUAUUCUUAAGCAUAAGAACUCAAAACUCGGGUUAUGCUACGAUAAACCACGUUUAGGAACUUAUUAUUUCUUAAAUAUAACAUCAUAUUUUCUUAUAUGUCAAGAGAAUACUAGUAUAUUAUUUAUUUUCAUUAUUGCUAUAAGGAAUGUCAUAUUUACUUAUAUGUUUAAGGAAAAUCUUUCUUUUCGUUGUUAUUUGAAAUGAUAUUAUAAUUAUGUUCUUAUAAUGUCAAGAGAAUAUUUUUCUUUAAAGAAUAUCAGAUAUACUUAUAUAUUAAGAUGUUCUUGUAUCAUGAAUGUCUCUUUUUCAUCAUUAUAAGUAAUAACAUU